This is a messenger RNA of Zootoca vivipara (common lizard), 4699 nucleotides long. Lineage: Eukaryota; Metazoa; Chordata; Lepidosauria; Squamata; Lacertidae. The record is from RefSeq and is a predicted model, not a curated record.
GCUCUGCUGCAGGCGACCAGCAAGUUUGCAAUGCGUAGUGGGCUCUAUUACCCCCGGUGCUCUUCUUUAUUUUAUUCAUAAAAAUAUGAAUAUUAAAAAAAGAAGAUAUCAAAGCGGUAGCCUUUCCUAAGCUCGUACCCUGCAAAAGUUUUCAACUGAUAGACCAACAGCCUCCGUGAAUUUGCCUGCCCUUUCAAAGCUGCCUGCAUUGGUCUGCAACUUUACCUUUUAUGCAUCUGAUGGAGUCUAGCGAAAGCGUAGGGCUAACGCUGCCAUAAUAAAUUAAGACUUGUAGGCGUUGCAAGAAAGGCUCUUUCAUGCUUUUGCUUGCAAAUGCAAAGUUAAUGGCUACAGCGACGGAACAGGUCCACUAGUAGUAUAUACCGUAUUACUAGUUACAGGUAGGUAGCCGUUGGUCUGACGCAGUCAAAACAAAAUAAAAAAAUCCUUCCAGUAGCACCUUAGAGACCAACUAAGUUUGUCAUAGGUAUGAGCUUUCAGAUAUCUGAAGAAGUGUGCAUGCACACGAAAGCUCAUACUGGAAGGAUUUUGUUAUUUUGUUUUAUAUACCGUAUAUCAGCCGCUUUUGUUUCAAUUGCAGCGCCUGGCGCUUUCUAGCAGUGGCUCCCAAACUCUUCUCGGGCCGCCUUCCUUGGGCCUUGACUCUCGUUUAAACUCACCUCCCAGUGCCUUACUCUGUAAAAAGCAUCAUUUAGAAUAGCAGUUUGCACGACCCACUAAGGAAGAUAACAGCGCGACAAAACAGUCGCAAUUGCACACAUUUUUUCAAUAGCCAAUAAAAAUAUUUCGUUUAAUUCGACAAAACUGAUUAACUCGAACCAGGGCUACCAGCUUUUCACAGCCUGGCAGGCAUUUAUACCUCCAGCGUCCCUUUGCCUCUUAGCGCUACCCCCAUGGGUGUAUCCAGGAUUUUUGGGGGGCGGGGCAGAACCUCAGCUACGUAUGUAUUUUUAUGGAUUUAGGGGGGCAGCUGCCCCCCUUCGCUAUGCCAAUGUCCCUCUCUAGGUAAACCCACCACCCGCUUUGACACCACUGCUUUAGAGGAGGCGGGAGAGGAUGCUAAGUGUGGCGGGAAGAUUCAAAUAAACAUUUAAAUAUUUCGGUGUAGUGUAUAGUAUAGUAUCAAUUUAUUAUUAUUAUUUGCAGAAUAUGUAUGGGAGCAAAAGCAUCAAGUGGAUACUUUUGUAAAUCAAGCGGUGCUAGUUGUUGUAUCCAAUGUAUUUCUUCGCUGUGCCGCAUGCAACUUUCUAUUCUGAAAGCGCGGCCCAGAGGAAAAAAGUUUGAGACCCGCUGGCUUCCGAGCUACUGGAGGCGGGUCCCUGCCCCGAGGCCCUCGCAUGCGGGGACUGCAGCGCUUCUCGGCGCGCCGAAACGUGGGCUUGCCUGCCCGGGGGCUCCUGGCUCAGACCGGCCGGCUCGGGGGCUCCUCCCACCCCGCUCCCGGCGCACGAGCCGCCGCCGGCGCAAACCAGCGAAGAAGCCUCGCCGAGAAAACGCGGCGCAGGGCCUGGCGGAGGGAGGCCUUCCUUCGGGCCUGGCGCGGGCGGCGGCGGGUUCUGGAAUCCGGAUCCGAGAGGCCGUUGGGGAGGCGGUUGGGCUGGCUUCGAUGGACUCGGCGGGGACGAAAGCGUCGCGGGAGAGCCCGGCCUGGGGCAGCUUUCGGCCGGGAGGACGCCUGGACAUGAGCCACGGCUUUGUGCGGCACAUCCGGCGCAACCAGAUCGCCAGGGACGACUAUGAUAGGGAGAUGAAGGAAGCUAAGGAAAAGGUAAAGAAGAGGCAUACACCGGCCCCAGCCAGGCCCAAGAAACCAGAUCAGCAGGUCUAUCAUCCCUGCCGGAGAAGUAGAGCUGAAACCAUAUCUGGCCUGGAGUAUGAGGGAUCCAGUGAAAGCAGCUCCAGUACAGAACCAGACCAACUCUCUUCUGGUCCAGCUCUCUUCUGCCUGGAAUAUGAGGCUGACAGUGGAAAGAUCACUUCCAUUGUUGUACACCAGGACAACGACCCUGAUGAGGUAGCCGAGAAGGUCAGUGCUCAGAACCAGCUGGAACCAGCUAUGCGUGAGGCCCUGAGGCAGCGGGUGCAGGAGGAGCUGGAGAAGCGACGGAUCACUACUCCUCGUUUCUUGACUUCAUCUGAUGAGAUAAAUUCUUCUCCCAAUUUUUUAUUUUGUAGAAUUCUUCGAUGAGCUCUUGUGACAUGUGUCUCCUGUAAGCAUAUUAUAUCCAAUCUUUGUUUUGCCAAAACAUGGUGCACCUGAUUCCUUUUCUGUUUUGAGUUCAAUCCAUUCGAGUUCCAAGAAAGAACCCUCAGCGACAUCUUAGGUUGCAGCAGUUGCGCCUUCUAGGUAAGAGUCGGAGUCUAACUCAAUUGGGUCGUCUAUUUGUCCUGGAGUUGAGGUUAGAAGUCCUGGUCGUAACAGCUCUCUCUCGUGUUUCUGGAGGAAUUCUUUCUUCUGGUCCACUGACUUGAUUUUGUAUUUCUUCUGUCGAAAUUGGAAAUUUAGGCCUUCCGGAAAUUCCCACUUGAAGUUGAUUCCUUUCCUUUUCAGGAUGGUUGCCAAAUCAGAAUAUUGGGAUCUCAGGUCCAGAAAGAAUUUGGGCAAAUCUUUAAAAAGGAUGAUCUGUGUUUCUUGAACUUUCAAAGUUUUCUCGUAAUGUAAACUCAAAAUUCUGUCUCUUUGUUCUUUGGUUUGGAAUGAUAUCAUACAAUCACUAACAAAGUUUUUGUCUUUCUUUGAUCUUGCACCAAACCUGAAUGCUUUUAUAAUCUGUGAUUCCAGUUCUUCCUUUGAGAGAUUCCAAGCUUUUACGAAUUCUUCAAUUAAUGUAGCUUUCAGAUCGUCCUUUUCUAUAAGAGGAAAUGCUCUGAUCCUGAGAUUUGUCUAUGUUUCAUCUGUAAAAAGGCAAGCGCAACCUGCGUCUGAUAGGCUUGCUUCUCCAAGUCGGGGACCCUUCCUUCUUCCAGUUGUACCACUCUUUGCUCAACUCCAGUCACUUGUAAUUUAACCUGUGAAAUAUCUUUGGAGAUAGCUCCUAAUUCUUCCCUAAGUUGUCUCACUUCUUGUGUGGUGCACUGCUGUUCCUGGGUGUUGCGUUCCAAUCCUUCCCUCAGUGCUGGUAAUGUUGCUAAUGCUUUUAAGACUUCUUCCUCAAACGUGGAGGAAAAGGAAGUUUUUUUCCUUGUUUUUCCACCAGAGGGCUCUGGUCCUGACAUGUUUAAAGCUCAGUAAAAAAUCAAAAGGCUGUCUCUCAGUCUAUAGUCCAGAUGUCCUUUUAUCAAAAGGAACAGUUGUAAACAGUCAGCCUUUCAAUUGUUGAGCCAGACUUUCAAGGUCACCGUUAUCUAAAGUUUCCCAGCCUGAGCCAGCUAGUAACACAGUCACAAUGAGCCAGUCUGAACAGUAAAAUUGAGAUAGUUUUUACGAGGAAAAUAAUAUAGCCUAAUUUUCCUUACUUUUUGAGGGUAGAAAGUUGCAGAUUUCCCUUAAAAAGUCCUUUAUUUCUUUGACAGGAAGGCUGCAGGCAGAUCAAAGCCUGUCAAAGGGUGAACAGAAGUUCAAGAGCUGAUUGUUCUAUGACAUCACAAAGGGUGUCUGGCUGGGGUGAAUGGAGCUCCGCUCCCAGGCUUACCGAAGCGAUCUUUCUGUACUUUUAAAGCUUAAGUCUGCAGGAUUAUUUUAGAGACCCUGCUCUCUUUUAUAUUGUAGCAAAAAGUCUGAGAAAUGAAGGAUACAAAGUCUCUUUUUAAACAGUUCACUGCGGAGGCUUGUCUUUGCUUUCUGAUCUGCCGCAGGGGGGGGGGGGAGAACCCGACCUCCGUUUUAAAAGUUCUCCCGAUGGCCAAAUUGCUUAGAAAUUGUUCCAAAUUUCAGGCUUUACUCACUGUGACCAAAUCCAGAUUUUCAGAUGGUUUUUUUUGAAGAAAGUUGAACGCUGUUCCACCGUCAGAAAUCAGAGCUGCUCCAUUGAAGGGAAGUGCUGUGCCUGCCGUGUCCGUGCCUUCCACCUUCCCCGCUCUCGUGCCCUUAUUAGGGCUCUUCGGGGGGAAAGGAGGUCUAAAAAGGACAGCUGCCAGGUCGCCAAGGCUUCAGGUCGCUCUACCUGAAGUUUUGGGGGGCUGCGCGCUCUGCAGACCCCCCCCCCCAGGACCCUUCAAGGAUCGGGAGAAAAUCUCCCCCUGCCGCCAGCGCUCGCGUUCAACCCGGAAGUCAGUCGUCUUGGUUUCUGAUCUUCCCCGUCAGUUUCACCAUUUCUGCAUAGUCCAUCAAUUUUGCCUGCCAUUCUUCCUUUGUUGGUAAUGCUUCUUUCCGUCUUUGGGUUAAUAACAUUCUUGCCAUAAUGCUCACUCUGCAUAUGUAAUAAAUCAAUAUUUUAGUGCAGCAGCGCCCACACUUUGGAACUCACUGCUUAUUGACAACAGGCAGACGCCUUCACUGUACAGUAUUGUAAAAGCGACCUAUCCAGUCGCAAAGAAGUAUGGCAUGUAUUUGAGUCUGGUUGUUAGCUUAUCAUUGGUUUUAAUUAAUAGAGAGGACGUUACUGUUUUGUUUUUGUUCCUGUUUCUACUGAGUAUUUUGUGUUUGCCCCUUGUGUUUUUGUGCUGUGAACCGCCCUGGGAUCUUCAGGUGAUGGAGAGUAUACAAAUAAAAAAAAACUUUUGAAUGUUUUUAAAUAGA